AUGAACGCCAACGGACAAUUGCAUGGCGCUGUGCGCUCGCCUUUGGCCGAGUACAACAGCCCUGCGCACGAGCAUGAGCAUGGGCAUGGGCAUGGGCAUGAACGCUCUGGCUCCAACGGUUCCACACACACGCUGAAACCUUUCUGGAAGGGAAGGCCAAAAGGGCUGCAAAGAGGGGAAUCGGAUCUGGGUCGCUCGCCAGCGAGGAUUGCACCUGCGGCUGGAGGAUAUGGAUUCUCGCCAGUAUCACCCAUACAAGAGUCUCCAGCACAUGCGCCUCCGCCUCCCGUUUCUUCGUCGUGGCUAGAACUUCCCGAAGCCCUUACCGCGCUCCUCAUACCUCUCCCGUAUCUUUUUGCCUCGCUAGCAUACCCCACUGGCGUCGUACGAGACUCCAAGCUGCCCUCGACUCUAUCAGAAGCCGCAGUAGAGAGUACACCCGCACUCGAAUCCGUCACGGGAACAAGCGGCUUCCCAUUACUACAUGCGCUCGCUCUUUCUUCUGCAACACUAUUACUCGUCGGUGUGAUUGCCAAAGUUAACUCCAGUCUACAACCGCUGGACAGGCGGAAAGAAGACAAGGGCACAUUCAACAUCAGCAAUGCGCCCAAACGGGUGGCAAGCAACAUAACCAGCGUACUGCUGCCCUUCUACGCAUCCCUACACCUAGGAGGAGCGAAGACAGCAUUGGUGAUAUUGGUGGCAGUGGCUGCGGGAAUUGGCGCCCUAGACCAGAAACCUGGGAAACACACUCCUUGGGACGAUAUCCGGCGGACAUUAAGGACCAGAAAAGCGACUUGCGGCGCCCUUUUCGUAGGCAUGACCGCUGAUAUAGUAACAUCUGGCAACGUCACCGGCAGCCUGAUCGGUUAUCUGGCGCUUUUGGUAUCGCUGUUCCUGGUCCCUCCGCCUCUACCCACAGCAGGCUGGUCAUUGAUGACGGGACCAAAGAGCCAGGACUCAUACAUGACUCAAAAGCCAUCUCGCGCAUCGCUGCCAAAACCUUCCUCGCCAUUAGUGAACAACACCGAGAAUCAGCUACUCACCAUCGUGUCAGGCCUUGCCCUCACUGUUACAACUAUUCUGUAUUCACUCGUUUCGUCUGCGACUCCCUCUUUAUCGACCCACGCCCUGGGAUUCUCAACUUUAUCGGUUGCAUCUACGACAGCGCUUGUAUUCCUUUCACUUCCAGCAUCAUUACGGAGUCAAAAACAAGUGGGAUUGAGAUUGAGUGGCAUCUUCAUCUUCGCCUUGAGUUUCCUGGAACAUAAUUCAGUUGGCCAUUUCAAGAUUGUGUUCCCUUGGGUUUGCGCUAUGAUGAUCGGGGCGGUCGGCUUUGACACCCGUUCGCCUGUACCGCAUUCGCACGAUCAUGGGCAUACGGGCCACAAGCAUUCGCACGGUCACGACCACGGACAUAGUCAUGACCAUCAUCUUCAUGGUGACCACUCUAGAAUCUCGGCAUUCCUUAUCGCGCGCGCGACUCCGGGUUCGAUUGUACAUAGUGUGCUGAUCGAGCGGGACUCGCGACGCAUUGCGUACUUUGGCGUACUUAACCUUUCCUUCAUGAUGGUCCAGUUCUUCUACGGCUUCGUUAGCGGGUCAUUGGGGUUGCUCACGGAUAGUAUCCACAUGCUCUUCGAUUGCGCUGGUCUCGCUGUGGGACUUGCGGCGGCAGUGAUGAGCAAGUGGCGCCCCAAUGCUCGCUUUCCAUACGGCUAUGGUAAAGUAGAUACAUUGUCUGGUUUCGCAAACGGCGUUUUUCUUUUGCUUGUGAGUGUCGAGAUCAUCUUCGAUGGCUUCGAACGCCUAUGGGAAGGUCACGAGCUCCAACGUCUCAAUGAGCUUCUGAUUGUCAGCAUCCUCGGUUUCAUCGUUAAUAUCGUAGGUCUUGUAGCAUUCGGUCAUGCGCAUCACGGCCAUGGACACGACCAUGGGCAUGAAGGACACGAUCAUGGACAUGGACACUCUCACGACAACGAGAACAUGCAGGGAAUUUUUCUACACAUCCUCGCCGACGCACUCGGCUCAGUCGCCGUCAUCAUUUCUACCUUGCUUACAAAGUAUUAUGGUUGGUCCGGGUGGGAUCCCAUCGCGUCCUGCAUCAUUGCAAUCCUCAUUUUCUUGUCGGCUAUCCCGCUUGUCAAGUCGAGUGGCGCACGACUUAUGCUGAGUCUGCCAAGCGAUGUCGAGUACGGCAUCAGGAAUACUCUAGGAGAACUGGGUACACUGAGAGGGGUCAUUGGGUACGCGGUGCCCAAGUUCUGGCUCGAAGACGAGGGUGCUGCGCACGCGGAAGCACACGCGAAAGAGGACCAUGAUUGUGGAGGUGGACAUAAGCAUGACGACCAUCCACACGACCACCACGAACAUGAUCACUCACAUUCGCACGACCAUGAUCACAGCCACAGCCACGACCAUGGCCACAAUCACUCGCAUAGCCACUCUCACGACCACGGACAUUCGCAUUCGCACUCUCAUGAUCAUCACGACCACGACCACGAUCAUGCGCCCAAGCAACGUCGCAUUCUCGGCGUGAUACACAUCAUCGCUUCCCGUGCCGCAGAUCUAGAAGAUGUUCGGGAGCGCUCACAUCAAUUCCUAAAGGACCGGGGUAUGGAUGUGGUAAUACAUGUGGAGAAAGAGGGCGAGGGGCGGUGUUGGUGUGGAGGUGGAAGUGAGUACAAGAUCAACUGA
Molecule: messenger RNA, 2697 nt
Organism: Alternaria atra
Lineage: Eukaryota; Fungi; Ascomycota; Dothideomycetes; Pleosporales; Pleosporaceae
Exons: 4
Coding region: 1-2697 (898 amino acids)
Biological process (GO): transmembrane transport; zinc ion transport; intracellular zinc ion homeostasis
Cellular component (GO): Golgi apparatus; membrane
Molecular function (GO): zinc ion transmembrane transporter activity
Source: RefSeq, a predicted model, not a curated record